GUUUCUCCAGGACCUGUCAGACUGUUCUGUCAAUUAAGUGACCAGCAUACCUUGAUGAGACCACGAUCACUGGCAGCUUGGUCGUCGGUCCCGUCACAAGAUGCAGAGCCGGUCGCAGCAGCGCAUUUAAGACCAGCCACUCUACAACCUCAAGCUCGUCAUGUCCUCGCUGAGCGAUGAAGUGACGUCGAACCUAGGUGCGCUUCUUCUAGGUAAUAUCGCGGAUGCGGUGCUGGUCGGUGUGACGACGGUACAGACGUAUGCAUACUGGAAUAACCGCGGUUCUGACUGCGUCAUCUUGGUCGUUCUGCUGUCAUUCUCCUGGAUCAUCAACUUACUCCAGCUCAUACUGUUCACCGUCACCACCUACACUUAUGCAAUUACCGAUUUUGCGAAUCCGAUAGCAGCGCAGAAACUGAUAUGGACCUUCCCUGUUCUCAUAUUCUUAACGGGAGCAAGUGACCUCAUAGUGCGAAGUAUAUUCUCUCAUCGGGUCUGGAAGUUGAGCAACCGAAACAUGCCCCUUACUGUCUCCCUUCUUCUCUGUGGAGCAACAAUCACUGCACUUAGCUGGACUUUUGCAGGCAUGAGCUGCUCCGUAUCCAGCUUCGAUUCAUGGCGGUCCAAGACAUUUGCGGCGCUCCUGUAUUCAGGGCUUUCGAGCGCUGUAGUCGGAGAUCUGCUUAUUGCGGGAUCCCUUUGCGUCAUUCUGACGCGGCACUUAAUGAACAAUGCAGGCAUCGAAACAGGGGCAUUAACAAGUGCCUGCACACUAGCAUGCCUCAUCACGUAUGCUACGAGGCCUCAUACCUUUGCCUAUGUGUCGUUGUAUCUGCUCUUGACUAAGUUUUCCCUGAAUGCGCUCCUUGCGACGCUCAAUGCCCGCCGUGGCCUCAGAGCCAUAACGGCCUCUCCAGAUGUCAUGCAACCCUCGAUGCCGGCGUUCGCCGGUCUGUCGAAUGACUCCGCAGGUGGUAGCAUGGGAACACAGCAGAUCAGUUGUGGCGAUAUGGUAGAUGUGAGGUCCAAUGCAUCUCACGGAGGAACUGAGGUACUAUGGUAAUCCUUAUUUCCGCUCGAAGAGUUCCUAAUUUCCAACGCAGACGAAGCACGGUACAUCUACUCAGAUGUCAGAGAGCUCACUGACGAUCUGUGGUCGGGACAAAACGCAUUGGGGAGCUACAGCCAAUAGUGUCUAGUCGCCACAGCUAUGGCGACAGCUGAGGACCGUAUUUAUUAUAUCUGAGCCAGCCAUUGUUUUGUGUUGAUGCGGCCAGGUCUUCGCGGGGCACUUCAGAUUCUAGCAAAACACCUUACCGGGCGCUCGCAGGAU
This is a messenger RNA of Rhodofomes roseus, 1333 nucleotides long. RefSeq lists its product as uncharacterized. The transcript has 21 exons. The coding region runs from base 161 to 1063 and encodes 300 amino acids. NCBI's taxonomy places the organism in Eukaryota, Fungi, Basidiomycota, Agaricomycetes, Polyporales, Fomitopsidaceae. The record is from RefSeq and is a predicted model, not a curated record.